AUGGAUCUGCUCUCUCAGGCUGUCGACUCGAUUCUUGCCUCCACGCACAUGGAUGCGGUCGACGCCCUUCGAGCUUUCUUCGUCUUUGCAACCUGCACGACCCUGUCUAUCAUCGCCUUGCCAGAGUCGCUUCGAUCUCGUUUCGUGGCCUAUGGCGCCCGUGCAACUUCAACCUCCUCCGGCGCCGAGUCGGAGACCCUUCCGCAGCCUUCGAACAGCUCACUUGGGACGCGCGCUCUCGACUAUUUAGCCUCUUUCCGAGUUCCCCACAGUUACUUCAUUCAAUUCUACGUUGCUUCCAUCCUGUCGUCGAUCUUCUGGGCCCUCCAGCUGUUAUUUCAAGGUGUUGCGUUCCAGGCCAUAGCAACACGAGUCAGCCAAGAGCAUCUGCAAAAUUCCAUGUCAAUACACCAGGUCAUGGUAUCCUGGGUAUUGAUGGUCAUCCAAGGUUCACGACGCCUGCGUGAGUGCUUUGAUUUCUCCAAGCCCUCUUCGUCCAAUAUGUGGUUUGUUCACUGGCUUUUGGGCCUGUCUUUUUAUCUCGCAGCUUCAGUUGCAAUCUGGAUUGAGGGGACAGGUGCAAUCCAGUCUCAUAAACUGACGAUGGACGAUUUCAAGAUGUCAAACGCCCCCUCCCUGCGGACUUUCCUUUGCAUUCCCAUUUUCUUGGUUGCAUCUGGUCUUCAACACGACUGCCAUCACUAUUUGUUCUCACUCAAGAAAUAUAGCCUCCCUGAUCACCCACUUUUCCGCACCAUCGUAUGUCCGCAUUACACGGCCGAAUGCAUCAUAUACUUGUCGCUGGCUCUGAUUGCUGCUCCACCAGGAGAGAUGGUCAAUAAAACACUGCUAUCGGGUCUGGGUUUUGUUGUAGUCAACCUAGGCAUUACUGCCUCAAACAGCAAAGACUGGUACAUGCAAAAGUUCGGCGCGGAUUCGGUGCGGGGAAGAUGGAAGAUGAUCCCUGGGAUAUACUAA
This is a messenger RNA of Aspergillus wentii DTO 134E9, 978 nucleotides long. RefSeq names its product putative 3-oxo-5-alpha-steroid 4-dehydrogenase. Gene Ontology annotation, biological process: polyprenol catabolic process; dolichol-linked oligosaccharide biosynthetic process. Gene Ontology annotation, molecular function: 3-oxo-5-alpha-steroid 4-dehydrogenase activity. The transcript is spliced from 3 exons. The coding region runs from base 1 to 978 and encodes 325 amino acids. NCBI's taxonomy places the organism in Eukaryota, Fungi, Ascomycota, Eurotiomycetes, Eurotiales, Aspergillaceae. The record is from RefSeq and is a predicted model, not a curated record. Gene Ontology annotation, cellular component: endoplasmic reticulum.